AUGGCUACCGCUGUCGAGCACCCCCAAGUUCAUCAUGAACUUAAGGCUUCAGCUCCCGAGUCCAUCCCCAAGAGCGCAAUUCCUGCCGCUGUUGCCUCUCCCGUUCCCGCUCCCGCAGCCACUGAGACUGUCUCAUUGAGGGCUGAAGAAACCAAAGCUCCCACCAAAGGGACGAAAAGCCCUGUAGUUGCCGAAGCGCACCUUGUUGAUACAUACCACCCUCCUCAGCGCAUGUUUGCCAAGCACCCCCACCGGCCCCACCUUGCCAACCUCGAGGACUACAAGCGACUUUACAAGGAAUCCAUCACCCAACCCGAGAAGUUUUGGGCUGAGCGCGCCCGCGAGCUCAUCUCUUGGGAUCGUGACUUUCAGACCACCCGAAGUGGUUCUCUCUUGAAUGCCGAUGUAUCAUACUUUAACGAGGGUCGCCUGAACGCCUCGUACAACUGUGUCGACCGUCACGCUUUUAAGGACCCUGAUCGUGUUGCCAUCAUCUACGAGGCCGAUGAGCCCAGCGAAGGUCGCAAUGUUACAUACGGUGAACUCCUUCGAGAAGUCUCUCGGACUGCUUGGGUUCUCAAGCAGAUGGGCGUCCGCAAGGGCGACACCGUUGCUAUCUACCUCCCUAUGAUCCCUGAAGCUAUUAUCGCACUUAUGGCCUGUGUUCGUAUUGGCGCAGUGCAUUCAGUUAUCUUCGCCGGUUUCUCUUCCGACUCCCUCCGCGACCGUGUUGUCGAUGCUGGGUGCAAGGUUGUCAUCACAACCGACGAAGGCAAGCGCGGCGGCAAGUUGAUUGGCACCAAGAAGAUUGUUGAUGAUGCUCUGAAGCAGUGCCCUGCUGUUGAGAACGUUCUGGUCUAUAAACGCACCGGUUCCGAAAUCCCAUGGACCAGCGGUCGUGAUUUCUGGUGGCAUGAGGAGGUCGAGAAGUGGCCCAACUACUUCCCUCCUGAGCCUGUCGCUUCCGAGGACCCUCUAUUCCUCCUCUACACUUCCGGCUCCACUGGCAAGCCCAAGGGUGUUCUGCAUACCACAGCUGGAUAUCUCCUUGGUGCUGCCAUGACUGGCAAAUAUGUCUUUGACAUCCAUGAGGGUGACAGAUACUUUUGCGGCGGUGAUGUCGGCUGGAUUACCGGACAUACCUAUGUCGUUUACGCUCCUUUGAUGCUCGGUGUAUCCACCGUCGUCUUUGAGGGCACACCCGCCUAUCCCAACUUUUCGCGAUACUGGGACAUCAUCGAGAGACACAACGUUACUCAGUUCUAUGUCGCCCCCACGGCUUUGAGACUACUGAAGCGUGCUGGCGACGAGCAUGUUCGAGGAAAGUUUGCUCAUCUUCGGGUACUGGGCUCUGUCGGUGAGCCCAUUGCUGCCGAGAUCUGGAAGUGGUAUUUCGAAGUUAUUGGUAAGGAGGAGUGUCACAUCGUCGACACAUACUGGCAGACCGAGUCUGGCUCCCACGUCCUCACCCCCUUGGCUGGAAUCACUCCCACCAAGCCCGGCAGUUGCUCUCUGCCUUUCUUCGGUGUUGAGCCUGCCCUCAUCGAUCCUGUUUCUGGCCAGGAGAUUCACGGCAACGAUGUCGAGGGUGUUCUGACCUUCAAGCAAUCAUGGCCCAGCAUGGCUCGUACUGUUUGGGGCGCCCACAACCGGUAUAAGGAGGCUUACCUUGACGUCUACAAGGGUUACUACUUCACUGGAGAUGGCGCUGCCCGAGAUCAUGAGGGUUUCUACUGGAUCCGAGGUCGCGUCGAUGAUGUUGUCAACGUCAGUGGUCACCGUCUGUCAACUGCUGAGAUUGAAGCAGCUCUAUUAGAACAUCAUGCUGUUGCUGAUGCAGCUGUUGUUGGUAUUUCCGACGAACUUACUGGCCAGGCUGUGAACGCUUUCGUUGAUCUCAAGGAAGACGUGGAGUCAAACGAUGCUCUUCGCAAGGAGCUUAUCGUUCAAGUGCGCAAGAGCAUUGGACCUUUUGCAGCGCCCAAGGCUGUGUAUAUUGUGCCUGAUAUGCCUAAGACCCGAAGCGGCAAGAUUAUGCGACGAGUGUUGAGGAAGAUUGUCGCUGGUGAAGAAGAUCAGCUCGGAGAUACUACUACUCUAUCCGACCCCUCUGUCGUGGAGAAGAUUAUCAAGGCUGUUCACGAUGCCAAGCGCAAGUGA
Molecule: messenger RNA, 2160 nt
Organism: Fusarium coffeatum
Lineage: Eukaryota; Fungi; Ascomycota; Sordariomycetes; Hypocreales; Nectriaceae
Exons: 6
Coding region: 1-2160 (719 amino acids)
Cellular component (GO): cytosol
Molecular function (GO): acetyl-CoA synthetase activity; AMP binding
Source: RefSeq, a predicted model, not a curated record